Molecule: messenger RNA, 2324 nt
Organism: Syngnathus typhle (broad-nosed pipefish)
Lineage: Eukaryota; Metazoa; Chordata; Actinopteri; Syngnathiformes; Syngnathidae
Gene: scamp2
Product: secretory carrier membrane protein 2
Exons: 9
Coding region: 118-1086 (322 amino acids)
Biological process (GO): protein transport
Cellular component (GO): recycling endosome membrane; trans-Golgi network membrane
Source: RefSeq, a predicted model, not a curated record
CGAUCUACACUCGAGUCGAGGAAGUGGGUUGAGUACGCAUUAUCAGUGGCGGUGAGGAAUUGGCUCGUUCUUACUCGCUCACAGAGGUUUGAAUCACACCGAGAGUCUUGAAGAAAUAUGUCGGCGUUUGAUGACAACCCCUUCGCCGAGCCGGCUGGCGUCAACCCUUUUAAUGACCCGGCUGUCACAGAGGCGACAAGCUCCAGUGUGGAACCUGUUGAGCAGUACAACCCUUUCCCUGCCACAAGCCUGGCUAGUCAGACCACCCCGUACCAACCGGCAGUACUGCAGCCUUCGUCCGAGCCCACCCCGCAGGCGACUGCCACGGCGGCACAGGCCAACCUGCUGAGGCAACAGGAGGAGCUGGAGAGGAAAGCUGCCGAACUGGACCGCAGAGAGCAGGAACUCCAGAGCCAAGGCUCCUCAGGUAAAGCAAACAACUGGCCGCCGCUCCCGAAGAGUUUCCCCAUCAAGCCGUGUUUCUACCAAGACUUCUCCGAGGAGAUCCCCAGCGAGUAUCAGAGGGUGUGCAAGAUGAUGUACUACCUCUGGAUGUUCAACUGUGUGACGCUCUUCCUCAACAUGCUGGCCUGUCUGGCCUUCUUCACCACAUCGUCUUCCUACGGGGUGGACUUUGGCCUCUCCAUCCUCUGGCUCAUCCUCUUCGCUCCCUGCUCCUUCCUCUGCUGGUACCGACCCGUCUACAAGGCCUUCAAGACCGACAGCUCCUUCAGCUUCUUCUUUUUCUUCUUCGUCUUCUUCUGCCAAGUGGUCAUCUUCAUCAUCCAGUCGGUGGGCAUCCCCAAGUGGGGCAACAGUGGUUGGAUCGCCGCCUUCUCCGUCAUCAACACGUCCAAAGCGGUGGGCGCCAUCAUGAUCAUCGUGGCCAUCCUCUUCACCAUCUGCGCCGUCAUGUCCGUCAUUCUCCUCAAGAUGGUCCAUGGCAUGUACCGCCGGACCGGGGCCAGCUUCCACAAGGCCCAGCAGGAGUUCUCGCAGGGCAUCUUCACCAACAAAACCUUCCAAAAUGCCGCCGCCGGCGCAGCUUCGUCGGCAGCCCAGGGAGCUUUCCAGGCUAACAACUAGCUCGCGCUAAGCUACCUGCUUAGAUGGAAGUCAGCAUGUUAUGCGGUUGGCAGGUUUGUGUCCAUCCUUGUAAUGUGUUGACCUUGAGCAACGUGAGAGCACACUCAUACGUACAGACAGCCACCAUCACGGUGCCAGACAAGCACAGCAGGUACAUUGUGGCUGGAGCAGGAGACACGUUGACUGGUGUCUGUCUUCAUUUCACUUGGUCUCAGCUUUGUAUAUUUUGCUUGCACUUUUUGGCAACGCUCAUUUGUGGAAAUUGUGGGUGGAUUUUUUUUUCACCAGCGUGUGUGAGAUUCUUUACAAGUAUUUGAUAGUUUUUCUUUUCUGAGCGUGGUGUUGUUUGGCAGGUCAACAUUGAAAUUUGUUUCCUCGCUGAAUCCUAACAAACGUGCUCCCAAUUGUCAAAUGAGCGAGAAAUGUUCAGUUGCUGAAUCAUUCCGAUAUCUCAUUUCCUCAAAUCAAGACCUCUUAGUUCCACCUUCUUUACUUUUUUUUCCUUUUGUUGUCAAGACUAACAUGCGGUUUACAAAAAUAUUGUUGCUGGCCAAUGGCAGCGUCUUUCUUAAAAAUAUCCAUUUUCCCAAUAGGGGGAAAAGAAAAAUCAUGUCUAAUUAUCUCAACUGACAGGCGCCAUUCCAAUCAACUUCCAAAUUGAACUCUGUUGAUAACCAAAACAGCAGAACCUGCCAAAGCAUCUGGAAUCUCAACGCAUUUGACUCCCACUUGGCUUUAUUUUCUUCCUGUGACAAAAACAACAAUUGUAUUUGAGUUUAUAUCCCGUUUAUUUUUUUUAUUUUUUUUAUUGGCAGCAUGCAAAAUAAGUAUAUAAUGCAAUGUAGCCUCUUUCUUUCAGUGCAAGAUUAAAUAAUUUGGAUAAUAGCUGAAUGUUUGUUUUGCUAAUGGAAUACAUUUUGAUCUCGUUGGGCUUCAACUAGAAGUAUAAUUUAAAAGCUGCUUCAGGUCACUUGAGAAAUCUGAACUGGUUGCUCAGGAGAUGCACAUGCAACAUAACGGUUUAUUGUAGAAUAUAGAUUAGCUGUGCGCCUUUUAUUAUGGGAUGUAUCACCUCUGUGAUGAAUCAGAAUUGUUUUUGCAGCAAAUGAAUUAGUCUCAUUAAUUCAACAUUGAUCCUGCAUCCAAAUGUUUAUAAUGUUUUUUUGUCUGUCGGUUCUGUGCCUUUUAGUAUGAAAAUAUUGAAUGUAACAUCUAAUAAUAAAAUGCUUUGCUUUCGA